Molecule: messenger RNA, 911 nt
Organism: Plectropomus leopardus (leopard coralgrouper)
Lineage: Eukaryota; Metazoa; Chordata; Actinopteri; Perciformes; Serranidae
Gene: psme1
Product: proteasome activator subunit 1
Biological process (GO): positive regulation of endopeptidase activity; regulation of G1/S transition of mitotic cell cycle; regulation of proteasomal protein catabolic process
Cellular component (GO): proteasome activator complex; nucleoplasm; cytoplasm
Molecular function (GO): endopeptidase activator activity
Source: RefSeq, a predicted model, not a curated record
CUUUUUAUGCUGAGUAACUAGACGACAUGGCUUUUCUUUGUCCCGCGUCAAAGAAACAGGUGGAUGACUUCUGCCAAAACCUCACAAAGGAGGCAGAGCAGCUGCUUUCUAAAUUUUUCCCUCAGAAGAUUGAGGAGCUGCAGAUGCUGUUGCAGACAUCAUUCAGCCGUGAUAACCUGGGAUCUCUGAAGGCUCCGCUGGACAUCCCGAUACCAGACCCAGCUAAAGAGGAGGCCAAGCAAAAGAAGAAAGAGGAGAAGAAGGCGAAGGAAGACAAGGACAGCGAUAAAGAGGAGGAAGAUUCAGGGCCUCCUUGUGGUCCCAUCUGCAGCAACGAGCAAAUAGAGAGCCUCCUGCAGCUGGUUAAACCUGAGAUCCAGACACUGAAGGAGAAGCUCAACACGGUGUCAAUGUGGGUGCAGCUCCAAAUCCCUAAAAUUGAAGAUGGUAACAACUUUGGAGUGGCUGUACAGGAGAAAGUGUUUGAGCUCCUGACAAACACGCGCACCAGGAUCGAGACGUUCCAAACUCAGAUGGCAAAAUAUUUCAACGAGAGAGGUGAUGCUGUGGCCAAAGCCGCCAAACAAUCCCAUGUGGGAGACUACAGACAGCUGGUUCAUGAGCUGGACCAGGCCCAGUAUUCAGAGCUCCGCCUUGUGGUCCUGGAAAUCCGCAACACAUAUGCUGUUCUGUUUGACAUCAUUACCAAGAACUAUGACAAGAUCAAGAAGCCCAGAGGAGACGGCAAGGCUCUCAUCUACUGAGACUCAAGCACACUCCCUCUCUAACAAGAUACAACUAGUGUAGUAUGACACUCUGGUAACAGUACACAGGCUCCGACAAAAAUGACCUCUUUUCUUACCAUGUAUUCAUUUUUGUUCAGAUUACAAAAUAAAGCAAUAUGAUUCUGA